Molecule: messenger RNA, 411 nt
Organism: Eremomyces bilateralis CBS 781.70
Lineage: Eukaryota; Fungi; Ascomycota; Dothideomycetes; Eremomycetales; Eremomycetaceae
Exons: 2
Source: RefSeq, a predicted model, not a curated record
UACUGCCCCAUCGACCCGCCAUCGAACUGCCCCAAUGGAACCGAGACGGCCUGGGCCGGUACUAGUCCCUACUCCAUCGUCCCUGGCGGCCAGGAGAUGUACGUCGACCCUACCGGCCUGGUGAAGAUCACCGUGCAACACUCCCACUACAUCCCGCCGGGCUCCUACGCGAACGGCGAAGGUUGGAAGUGGACCGCGCUGCCCCUGCCGGAAUGCCAGGACCCCAUCCCCUGUCCGCGGUCGGCGUUCUACUUCUGCUCACCGCCAUCGGGGUACUGGACGUUCCAGAUCGAGGGCCAGGAGCGCGGAGGGUUCGCGGCGUGUCCGAAUCCGUGGGACGGGGAGGUCACGAGUGUGUAUGCGGUGACGGACGCAUUUAAUCGGACGGAUUGUGUGGAGUUGGAGGGGUUG